This is a messenger RNA of Salmo salar (Atlantic salmon), 2126 nucleotides long. RefSeq names its product N-ethylmaleimide-sensitive factor attachment protein, beta a (gene napba). Gene Ontology annotation, molecular function: soluble NSF attachment protein activity; syntaxin binding. Gene Ontology annotation, biological process: intracellular protein transport; synaptic transmission, glutamatergic; SNARE complex disassembly. Lineage: Eukaryota; Metazoa; Chordata; Actinopteri; Salmoniformes; Salmonidae. The record is from RefSeq and is a predicted model, not a curated record. Gene Ontology annotation, cellular component: synaptobrevin 2-SNAP-25-syntaxin-1a complex; vacuolar membrane; terminal bouton.
AGGAAAUCAGAAUAAAUAGUCACACAACCGAGGAAGAUUCUCUCUCAUCAGCACCACCUCUCAGCAUCCAUUCCCAGCUAAACGGAUUCUCCGGAAUAUUUGUUUUUACCUUGUCGACGACACACACACACAGCCCAAACAGCGAUGGAUACCUCCGGGAAAGAGAAGGAGGCGAUGCAGCUGAUGGCUGAAGCCGACAAGAAGGUCAAAUCCUCCGGCUCAUUCCUGGGGGGGAUGUUCGGGGGGAGUCACCACAAAGUAGAAGAUGCAUGUGAGAUGUAUGCCAGAGCAGCCAACAUGUUCAAGAUGGCCAAGAACUGGACUGCUGCUGGUAAUGCGUUCUGCCAGGGGGCCCGGCUCCACAUGCAGCUGCAGAACAAACUGGACUCAGCCACCAGCUUCGUCGACGCAGGGAACGCUUACAAGAAGGCUGACCCUCAGGAGGCUAUCAACUGUCUAAAUGCAGCCAUCGAUAUUUACACUGACAUGGGUAGGUUUACUAUUGCAGCCAAACAUCACAUCACCAUCGCAGAGGUGUAUGAGUCUGAGCUGGUGGACAUAGAGAAGGCGAUCGCCCACUAUGAGCAGGCAGCCGAUUAUUAUAAAGGGGAGGAGUCCAACAGUUCUGCUAACAAGUGUCUGCUGAAGGUGGGCCACUACAGUGCUCAGCUGGAGCAGUAUCCGAAAGCCAUUGAGAUCUACGAGCAGGUGGCCACCAAUACCAUGGACAACCCCCUGCUGAAGUAUAAUGCCAAAGAGUACUUCUUUAAAGCCUCCCUCUGUCACUUCAUAGUGGAUGAACUCAACGCAAAGCUGGCCAUAGAGAAGUAUGAGGAGAUGUUUCCUGCUUUCGCAGACUCCAGAGAGUGCAAGCUGCUGAAGAAGUUGCUGGAUGCCCAUGAGGAGCAGAACUGUGAGGCGUUUACUGAAGCUGUUAAAGAGUUUGACUCCAUCUCUCGUCUGGACCAAUGGCUCACCACCAUGCUGCUCCGUAUCAAGAAGACCAUCCAGGGAGAUGCUGGAGAUCUCAAAUAAAGAGAGAUAGAGGGGUGGGUUGGGGGAGGAUACAAGAGGGAGGGAGGGAUAGAGAAAAAGAUGGCUAGGUAGAUAGAUGAUGGAGAGAGAGGAUGGGAGAGAGGAUGGACAGAGACAGAAGGAGAGAUGAGGGAGAAAGGGAUGGAGGGAGAGAUAUAGGGUUAGGGCAGUGGUGUGAAGGGAGACAGGUCUUUAUGCGUUUGAUGUGUUCAGUGUAAAUAAGUCCAUGGCUCCUGUAGUCCAUCAUGUCUUACCAUACCUCUCUUCACACUCCUGUCAAAAACGCUGUUUCAACUUAAAAUAGGAGUUACCCAGCUGAUGUAAAGUUACGUCAACUUAUCAAGUUGAGUUGACAAAACCAGGGAACAAAUGAUUAGAUAUAUUAUAGUAUACAAGUUCAUACAACUUUAUAUUUUAGGUCAGUGGGGUACACUUACACUCAUGUUUUAAGUUGAAACAGUAAGCCUUUUACAGUGCAUGUCACACUUAACCUUCCUAACCUCUCCACUGAAUGUUCCCUUGUUUGGGCCCUGUGCGUUCAUGUUUUAACAUGUAGGGCUUACAGAUAGUGUGUGAAAAGGUGGAGUGUGUGUGUGUGUGGCACGCACACAAUGUAUCACAUUGAAGCCAAUAUAUCUGUGCCAGUACUGGUUGUCAUUGUUUUGUUGUUGUUGUUGUUGUUUUGUGUGUGAGUGAGUGAGUGAGAGAGACCACCAAAGGGACACCCUGUUCUAUUCAUUAUAUUUCUAUGGUCCCCUUAGAUAUGUUUUCCACCCCUAGACACCUCCCCUAAUCCGCUAGACACUUAUGAUCUGAAAAGAUUGGCUAGGUAUAAGCACACACAAAUCCAAUCCUCUCAGAUCUACACGUGUUAAGGGUCAAAGGUUAAGGCCAGAGAUUAUGGGAAGUGUCUGUAAUGUAGUGUGUGUUGCUGUGGUGUGUGUAUUCCUCUCAGCAUGUUGCCAUGGUAAUGAUGUGUGUGUUCAGUGUUGUGUGCAGUCAAACUACAGGUUAUCACACAUAUCUAUAUGUUCAUGAAUUACCACACGUGUGUGCAAAAAUUUACUAAAAAUAAAACUUCAACAAACUUG